AUGGCAGAAAAAAUUUUGCAAAAUCAGAAUCCCAGGUUAGAAGCGAUGACAGUGGACCAUGAAACUCCUGCACCGAAGGAAAUUACCGUUGAUGAACCCAGAUUGACUAGAGUUGCCAGACCAUUAAGGCAUGUAAGGCAUAUACCCGUGAAAUCGUUGGUUUUCCAUUCCAAGCACGGACCCGUCACUUUUUCAUACGAAAAUAAAAUAAAACUGCCAAUAAGUAAGAAUAAACUGGCAGUCCAGGUAAAUUAUGUAGGUUUAAAUCCUAUUGAUAUGAAAAUCAAGAAUGGUUACACCAAACCUAUCUAUGGUGAGGCCGGCAUCGGAAGAGAGUAUAGCGGGGUAGUAACACAUGUUGGUAGCAAUCUGACAGAUAGAUGGAACGUUGGAGAUGAGGUAUAUGGUAUUUAUUAUCAUCCAAAGUUAGCCAUCGGUGCUUUGCAAACUGCACUGCUCAUCGACCCUAACGUCGAUCCUAUUUUGAUGAGGCCAAAACAUACCUUAACACCAGAAAAGGCGGCGGGUUCAUUGUUUUGUUUGGGGACAGCUUUGAAUCUAUUAUCUAAGCUAAAGGAAAAGGGCCAAUUAGAUGCGGAGUCUAACAUUUUAGUAAACGGUGGGACAAGUUCAGUGGGGAUGUUUGCCAUCCAACUGUUGAAACGCUACUAUAAAGUUUCCAAGAAAUUGGUUGUUGUGACGUCUGGUAACGGUUCAACGGUAUUGUCUGAACACUUCCCCGACCUAAAGGAAGAAAUGAUUUUCAUAAAUUACCUCUCAUGUAGAGGGAAAUCGAGUAAACCGCUUAGAAAUAUGCUGAACUCGGGUAAAAUUGUAGAUUAUGAUGACCCUAAUAGUCUUAAAGAAACCGAAGCUUACACACAGGGUAAAUUCAACGUCGUAUUGGAUUUCAUUGGUGGUUAUGAUAUUUUGAGUCAUUCAAGUUCCUUAAUUCGUGCUAAAGGCGCUUAUAUUACCACUGUUGGUGACUAUGUUGGAAACUAUAAGAAAGACAUCUUUGACUCUUGGGAUAAUCCUAGUGCUAAUGCGAGGAAGAUGUUUGGCUCAAUGUUGUGGUCAUAUGACUAUACUCAUUUUUAUUUCGACCCUAAUAUCAAACUCAUUUCCAAGAAAAAUGAAUGGAUACAUGAAUGUGGAAAGCUACUGAAUGAAGGGGUUGUGGACUGUAUCGUAGAUAAGGUUUAUUCUUGGAAAAAACUCAAGGAGGCGUUUUCUUAUAUGGCCACCCAGCGUGCUCAAGGCAAGUUAAUAAUGAAAGUUGAAGAUUUUUGA
This is a messenger RNA of Saccharomyces eubayanus, 1293 nucleotides long. RefSeq names its product Ast2p (gene AST2). Gene Ontology annotation, molecular function: oxidoreductase activity. The coding region runs from base 1 to 1293 and encodes 430 amino acids. NCBI's taxonomy places the organism in Eukaryota, Fungi, Ascomycota, Saccharomycetes, Saccharomycetales, Saccharomycetaceae. The record is from RefSeq and is a predicted model, not a curated record. The transcript has a single exon.